AUAAAGGUGAAUUGGAAAUGCUGUUAGUUUGAGCCAAAAUGACAGGCAUUUCAAAUGAGUUUCGCCGAUCCCUCCACCUACUUUAUUCUCAUUGGGUUUCUCAUUGGUAUUAUGAGCUUUCUGAAAGGUGUUCAACACACCGUUAAACCCUCCCCACACAUUUGAUUGGACAAUAUUUGCGCGUGUUGUUGUUGAGGAUGUACGAUUGCAGUGGCUACUUUUGUAGCAAUGUCCCGUAGUCAUUAACCGAAUGGAUUUGCAAUGUUUGUUUUUAUAGGUUGACCUUAAACGUGCAAUAUGCUAAGCUAUGAAUGAUGCAUUCAGUUGCACAGCACAGGCGAGUUGUAUUGAUUGGAUAUGGAUAUAUAACUGAGUACCAGUUAUUGACGGGCUCAUACUUAAUAAUAUUAUGAACUAGUGUAAAUGAAUGUAAGUUAGAGGCCCACAAAGUGGAAGAGGGCACCAUGUGCAUCGUCUAUUUGGUUGCGUUUCUAUUUGGCCUGACAGGAGAACAAUGUUCCUCCGAACUGAUAGAAGAUUCCAGCCAGAGCUUCAUGGAGAGGAUGAACACAGGGAAGACAUCCUUUAUAUACUUUGGAAAUCAUGUCAAUCCAACCAUAGAACUGUAUGAGCAGCUCGAGAUGUCAGCUGAUGCCCUGGAGGACUAUGGAAUAUCUGUUGUAAAGGUGAACUGUUCAAAAGAUCCAAUAGCAAAUUACUGCUCAGGAGAAAAGCUCAUGACCAAGGCACACUUGUUCAGAGGCUCUGAGGUCCUGAGGAGUUUUGACAUCGAUACUGUAUUUGACGUCAACGCAAUUGUUUCUCAUGUCCUUUUCUCUGUCCUCUUCAAUGAAGUCCGUUAUGUGCACACACCUGCUGAGCUGCUGCGCGUCGAGAGCGCGGCCAAACAAAACAGUGACAUUGUGGUCGGUCACAUACCGGUGCUCGGCCUUCCAGAGCACCGAGCUUUGAUGGAGGCAGCAUUUGUGUAUGGAACCAAGUACCAGUUUGUCCAGACAACUGGCUCUCUAGUGCUGAGACACAUGGGUGUCGUCGAUUCCUCUUCCUCACAAGCACGACUGUGGUUUUUGCACUGUAAAGGUGUGUCCAGGAAGUCUGACCCAUGCCCCAGCAUCCCCAUGAGAAAACCACUCAAAACCAUCAACAUACACACUUUCCUCCAGCUGAUGGAGGCACCGCUAGUGACAGAGGCAGUGGUGGACCCCUCUGAGGUAGAUGUGGUUCAUAUCCACCUCCGUGUACCCGUGCUGUAUCUGUUCUCUCAGCCCCAAACCCAGCACCUGGACAGGGCCACCGCUCAAACUCUCGCCUUGCAGCUCCGCGGGGAGGUUGGCGUAGUGCUCAUUCACAGGGACAGUCCUAACGUGAAAACUCCACUGAAAUACAACGCUGCUUACAGACUCCCACAGGAGGAUGUGAAAUAUUUUACCCUGAAUAGUGCAGAAGAGGUUAUGAAACUUUUCAAAGAAGAACUUGUGCAAGAACACAAGAUUGAAAAUGAAGAGGGAAAUGAGGAACAUUGGUCAGAUCUUGAUAUUCUUGAUGACGAGGUGUCGGAGUCUGUGUACAGAGACCGUGAUCAUGUGCAGGACUUGGAGUCUGUUACUGAAAUCACAUCAGACACUUUUCAAUCUACAGUCACACAGAAUGAUAUCACGGUGGUGCUGUUCUAUUUUAAAUGGGAUGCUGUCUGUAUGGCUUUCAUUCAGUCAUAUAUAGAGGUGGCAGAUGCACUUGAAGGUGUGAGUGGGGUGGAGUUGGCGGCAGUAGACUGUGGGGAAUGGACUGAUAUUUGUGGUGAUCAGAAUGUCACUUCCUUCCCCACCGUUAUGAUCUACCGUCCCAUGGCUGCUGCUCAGCCGUACAGAGGCAUGCUGGGAACCAAGAGCCUAUACAGGUUCAUACUACUGAGUCUGGUCUCCAGUCCUUCCCAUCUAUCCUCCUCUGCUGAGGUGAUGUCAUUCUUAGAGGGAGAUUUGUACAAUAAACAUGUAUAUUUGUCCGCUGUCAGAGUGCUGGGCCUGUUCAGUUCAAUGCAAGACACUGGUGUAACCUCAUUUGAGGAAGCUGCAAGACUCCUCAGAGGAGAGACCAUUCUUGGGCUAUUUGCCCACAAAGAGGCAGAGCAAUGGGUGGAGGGACUGUCAGUGAACCUGCCUGCUUUACUGGUAUCCCACGGCCCUGGAGUUCCUUAUAAAGUCUAUUCUAUCCCAUCAUCCUCCUCACCAACAGACCAUGUCUCACUCAUAAAACAAGUGGAACUGGAUCAUUUUCCUGAACUGACCGUGGAGAAUCUCCCCUGGUAUUUGGAGCUUGGGAAACCUUUGCUACUGCUUUUUAUCGGAAAGGAGGACAGUACAGAGAGUACUAAGUCUUUAGCAGAGAUAAAGCGUCCACUGAGCUCUGGACAGCUGGAUUCCUUCCUGCCAUGUUGGAUCCAUCUGGGUCGGACACCUGUUGGGAGGUCUAUCCUGGAGAAGUAUCUUGGCUUUGUACCUCCACUUCCUGCUUUGGUGAUUUCAAAGUUAAGAACUGGAGGAGAGGUGUUUCUUUUCCCUCCAGAGCGCCCCCUAAUGGCUAAGAACAUCCUGCAGUGGAUUCAUGAUGUGGAACAUGGACAGGAGCAACCAUCAGGCUUGAUCCCAGAUGGGAAACGGGGCCCUCCUGUGCCAUUCUUUGACUUUUUGGCAAUAAUGGACCAAGAAGCACCAACUUACGCAGCUCAGAGGGGUCCUAAAAUGAAAAAUGGGGGCAGGGAAGGCAACAGAGAGCAGAAGCAAGAGGCCCCUGACCAAAAACAAACUUCAUAUCCAUCACCAAACCCCCAAGCACCUCAUCAGCACUCUGAACUAUAAAGUCAAGUCCUCUCAUGGCACAGAGGGUUAUGUAAGCAUUUCACAUGACUGUUUGACAUCUGCCAGAUUUCAUGUUACAUGUGCUGUUUAUGCUUUCAGUACUAUUUGCAGAAAUGCUUAUAUAUCAGUAUGUCGGUAUCGCACAAUAUCCAACUUUUUUCCCAAAUCAAAUGGACUUUUCCAGAAAUUAAAUCAAGUACUCACAAGAGGGUUUACAUUUUAGUGCUGUAACUUUAUAUACAGAAUGAGGUAUUCAAGCUCUGAAAAGAAAUCUACAGCAAUGUAUUUAUCCACAGCGUUUAUUUUCGGGAGAACGUAUUAUUCUUACAGUAUGUUCCUGUUUGAUCAUGCUUUUAUUCAAAUAAUGAGCUUCACAUGCGGAUGACAUUUGCGAUUCGUACACUGCACAUUGUUUUUGUCAUGGAAGAACAGCAACUGUUUGUUUUUGGGGUUUUUUUUUGUUUUUGUUUUUUUUUUAACCAUACUGUGCUGCUUCCAUGAUGGAAAGACUAACGUCAAACCAGAAAGUGGGUGAGUCUUUGGUUGAUUGCAUUGUUAAAGUUAAUUAGCGUCACAUUUAACAAGGGAAGAACUGCUUUUUAAUUCAAACCAAAGAUACCAAAAAGGCCUCCCAUCUUUUACGUGUGUUCCUGGAAUCUCAGUCCAGUAGUUAAACCCUAAUGCAGAUGUUUUUGGGAAAAUCUUAAAUGCCAUUUUUUGGAAGUGCAAUGUGAUCCCAAUGUGUGGUUGCAUGCACAUGUGACGUUCAUAUAUGUGAACGUGUGUAAGCCUGCAUGGAAACUGGAAAAAAAAAAAAAAAAAUGGAAACUGUUUUAGUUGAGACUGCAGAGGCAAUAUUUGGUCUACCAGUUUGUAUCAGAUUGUAGCAUCUCCAUAACAAAGUAAAAUUAUUUUGAAUUUGAA
This is a messenger RNA of Megalobrama amblycephala (Wuchang bream), 3800 nucleotides long. It is a transcript of the gene txndc16, whose product is annotated as thioredoxin domain containing 16. Lineage: Eukaryota; Metazoa; Chordata; Actinopteri; Cypriniformes; Xenocyprididae. The record is from RefSeq and is a predicted model, not a curated record.